CGUCUCCAAAUAUCAACCUCCGCGCUGCGAGCCGAUGCUCGGAUAGUAGUUUAUAUUACUAGUAGCCGUAGCUUACCUACAAGUCGACAGCUAAGGGCGAGGGCGAGAAGGACUCAUAGUCAUCAGUCUUGUUUUCUCAAGCUUUCCGCACGCUUUUUGUCUUGUCGUCUGUCUUCCUUGGGCGUCUCACUGCCUACUGUACAAUCCGAUCCUGCCUUUGACCUGGAUUUACGACCUGUCUGCCGGUUGCUCCAUCGAGUGAAUCCACGGGUUUGACUGAGAGAGAGAAGGAGAGUCAGAAACAAAAUGUCGUUUCUCGAGUCCACGAUGCGCGCAUCCAGUGAGGCGUCGAGGUGUUGGCGGACAGCGCGGUAUUUCACGCGCAACAAGAGACAGCAAAACCUCAUGUUCGCACGCUCCUUUUCCUCCACGCUCCGCCGCAAUGAAAUCAACAAGAUCGUCCCAUCUGCCGCCGAGGCAAUCAAGGACCUCAAGUCCAACUCGACGCUCCUGUGCGGAGGAUUCGGUCUCUGCGGCGUUCCCGACACGCUGAUCAACGAGGUUGCAAAGACACCCUCGAUCACAGGAUUGACAGCCGUGUCCAACAAUGCAGGCAUCCCCGGCGCCGGGCUCGGUCAACUAUUGGAGUCUCGACAGGUCAAAAAGAUGAUAGCCAGCUACGUCGGAGAGAACAAGGUUCUGGAACAAAUGUACUUGGGCGGCGAGUUGGAGCUGGAACUUACACCGCAAGGCACGCUGGCCGAACGAUGCGCGGCAGGCGGCAAAGGUAUCCCAGCAUUCUACACGCCCGCUGCGUUCGGGACGGUAGUGCAAACGGGCGAAAUCCCACUUCGACACAACCCGGACGGCACGGUGGCUGCGUUCGGUAAGCCGCGCGACGUCAAAGUGUUCAACGGCAAAAGCUACGUGAUGGAAGAGGCCAUCCAAGGUGACUACGCAUUCGUCAAAGCCUACCGCGCCGACAAACUGGGCAACUGCCAGUUCCGGCUGGCGGCCAACAACUUCAACGGUGCCAUGGGCCGCAACGCGAAGGUCACCAUCGUCGAGGCAGAGCACAUUGUCGAGGUGGGCGAGAUCGACCCUGUCGCCGUACACUUGCCGGGCAUCUACGUCAGCAAGGUGAUCCAAUCCACAGCCGAGAAGAAGAUUGAAAAGUACGUCAACCGCAAGGAGGAAGGCGAGGGAGAUAUCAAGGACAGCCUGGGCAAAGGAGACACGGCCUCCAAGCGCGAACGUAUCGUCAAGCGUGCCGCAAAGGAGUUCCAGAACGGCAUGUACGCCAACCUGGGCAUCGGCAUGCCCAUGCUUGCUCCGUCGUUCGUCGAUCCCUCGGUUGAAGUUCAGCUGCAAUCCGAGAACGGCAUUCUUGGGCUCGGUCCUUACCCAAAGAAGGGAGAGGAAGACCCAGACCUGAUCAACGCCGGGAAGGAGACUGUCACUCUUAACCCCGGCGCCUCGUGUUUCGGGUCCGAAGAGUCCUUUGGCAUGAUCCGCUCCGGCCGCAUCAACAUGUCCAUGUUGGGCGCUAUGCAGGUUUCCGCCCGUGGUGAUCUGGCUAACUGGAUGUUGCCCGGCAAAGUCAAGGGCUUUGGUGGUGCUAUGGAUCUUGUUUCUAACCCGGAGAAGACCAAAGUUGUCGCUCUGAUGGAGCACACUGACAAGAAGGGUAACCCCAAGAUUCUGAAACAGUGCGAGUUCCCGCUUACGGGUCGCGCUUGUGUCAGCAGAAUUAUUACUGAGCUGUGUGUCUUUGACGUCGACUUCACCAACGGCUUGACUCUGAUCGAGGUCGCCGAGGGCGUCACCGUCGACGAGGUCAAGGCAAAGACCGAAGCUCCCUUCAAGGUCGCUGACAACCUCAAGACUUUCUAGACGAGACGCCCUUGGGUGUCACUUCUUUGGCUGAAAUGCCCAGAGGAGAAGCCCUUGGACGUGCAAAGCGGGUAGAGACGAUCAAUCACUCCAUGGUGAUUGGUUACACGACACAACAUGAUCUCGAGGACGUACUUAUUUGAGCAUCUCAGCCAAAGCCCGGAGGGUUCUUGACUUUUGCGCUUUCUCGGAUUCGAUUCGCGAUUUCAAAUCCAUUCGCAUCAGGCAUACAUACUGAGUGAUGAAGGAAUUGUGUCGGUGUGUGGACUAUAUGACGAAAGAAACUGGAAAGCGCCAAAAGCGCCGACCAGCAAACAAAACCAUCCGUCGUUUCUGGAUUGGUGGUCUUGAUUUUUUUUCCCCCUCUGGUGAUUGCUUGGUUGUUUUUGGAUGUCAGCGGCGUUGAGCACAGAGCGGAGCCGGGACUUUGGAAUUCUGUUCUGCUGCCGUUCAAUUCCAUUCGCACCGCGCGCGCGUAUUGCAAGUUCACAUCGCGGGAGAAAUCUUACCUACCUGGUAUAUACCCAGGUAGCUAGGUAGCUAGGUACAGUAGCUAUCGUAGGUACCUCCUCUAUAUCAAAAGAAAAUAGCAAAAAGCAUGGAUCGGGUAUUCUGAAUACCAAGAUUGAACAGAUUGAUCAUAAGGCA
Messenger RNA from Exophiala dermatitidis NIH/UT8656, 2541 nucleotides. RefSeq lists its product as uncharacterized. The coding region runs from base 307 to 1893 and encodes 528 amino acids. The record is from RefSeq and is a predicted model, not a curated record. Gene Ontology annotation, biological process: ketone body catabolic process. Gene Ontology annotation, molecular function: succinyl-CoA:3-oxo-acid CoA-transferase activity. NCBI's taxonomy places the organism in Eukaryota, Fungi, Ascomycota, Eurotiomycetes, Chaetothyriales, Herpotrichiellaceae. The transcript has 3 exons.